ACGUGGGAAGAACUCGAGCGACGAGAGCAGAAAAAGCGAAGUGACUACACGUGAGCCGGUGUGAGCAUGGCGUCGAUUGAAGAGCCAGAGAUCCAGUUCGCACAGAGGUUAGCCUCCAACGAAAGGCCCAUUCGGACCAAGGCUCUGAAGAAACUGAGGAAAUACAUCAAUGCCCGCUCACAGAGAGCGGCAGGUGGUUUCACAGGUGAUGAGCUGCUCAAGCUGUGGAAGGGUCUUUUUUACUGUCUGUGGAUGCAGGACAAACCACUGCUCCAGGAGGAGCUGUCAAAACAGAUCUCCAACCUGAUCCACAGCUUUGGUGAUACUGACAAACAGUUGUUAUACCUGGAGAGCUUCCUGCUGACCUUCAAAAGAGAAUGGACUGGUAUUGACAGGCUACGCAUGGACAAAUUCUUCCAGCUGGUUCGCUUUGUGUUCAGACAAACUUUUGAAGCGCUGAAGAGGAAAAACUGGGAGAGCAGUGCGGUUUCCAAGUUUCUGGACAUGCUGACAGCUCAGCUCUUGCAAAGCAGCAGUGAAGCGCCAUGUGGGCUGCAGCUGCACAUCCUGGACCUGUACAUGACUGAACUGGCAACCGUGGGCUCAGCAGAGCUCACUGCUGAUCAGAACUUAACAUUCAUCGAGCCGUUCUGCAAAACAGCAGCUAAAACCAAGAAUCAGACUCUUUUCAGUGCCAUCUGCAGGAGCAUCUUUAGCACUAUUAUUGACCAAGCUCCAUUUGCCAUUGAAGAUUUGAUGAAGGAAAUGAAAGCAGCUGAGGCCUCAGAUUCUGACUCAGGACAGGCUUCGGAUGAGGACGAAAACCAAAGAAAAAGUAAAACAAGUACCAAACUGGCCAGCAAGAAAGGAGGAGGGAAGCACAUCAGUGGCAGUAAGUCAAACGAGGAGGAGGAGGAUGAUGAUGAUGACGACGACGACGACGGUGAUUAUUUGGAAGACUUGGACACAGAUCUGCCAAGUGAUGACAUCGGACCAGUACUCCAGUUUGACUAUGCAGCUCUGGCAGAUAAUCUGUUUGAAUUAGCCAAGCGGAACAGCACACCAGGCCAGAACAGACAGAGACUCUACAGAAUUAUCAAAGUACUGCGUGACCUUAGUGAAGGCAUCUUUCCUGAGAGUGAGUAUCCAGAGGAGGUCUCCACAGAUGAGGACGAUGAAAUGUUUGGCAGCAGGAAGAGAAUGAAGAGAAGAAGAGGUCACAAUGAGGAUAAUGAGGCACCAGCAGCCAAGAAAAGUAAAGGGAAGAAAAAGGAGGCACUCAACAACCAGGACAAGGACCGUGAACACAUAGAUGGAACGGUUGAAGAUGAAAAGCAAAACAAUAUGAAAGCAAAUGCACAAAUACCAGAAAAGGGAGAGAUUGUGGCUCAAGUUCAGCAUAAGAUUAAAGAGACUAAAGAGGAUCUGGAAUGUUCACAAGUAGCACAUACACAAAGUUACACGUCAUCCGUAAAAGUUACAGAGACCAACACUCAGAAUGGCUUGUCAGAAACCGGCACCACUGGCUGCAGUGGUCAAUCAAAAAAGAAGAAAAAGGGGGGCUCUUCUGGGGACACAGAAACAGUAGAGGAGCAGGAGAGUUUUACUACAGCAAAGCCAGAGACAUCCUGUGAUGUUCCAGUCUCAGGGAAGAAGAAGACAAAGAAGAAAAAGAAGGGCCUGAAAGCAAAGGUAGAAAAGGACAGGACUGAGGGUGACAGAGAGAUCCCACCGGUAAGCUGUGAAGAAACCACAACACUGCUCAGUAAGGAUGCUACAACUCCUGCCAAGAAGAAAAACAAGGGUCUGAAGGCCAAGAGGAAACCUGAGGGGACACUGAGCUCAGAAACAGAUGUCACAUCAGUAGGCUGUGAGGGUUCAGCAGAAGAUGACACUACCACUGGACUCAAGAAGCUGACUGAUUCUGCAGCCCCAGCCAAGAAAAGGGGUAAGAAGAGGAGCUUGAAGUUGGAGAAAGCGCAGAAGCUUGAGGCAAACACACAGGAGGUAGAGGCAGGGUGCACUGAGGCUGAGAUCACGUCUGAAUCAUCACAACACACCACCGUUGUCCCGCUUAAAAAGAUGACAAAGAAAAAGGGCAAGAGGGAGGUAAAAAUGGAUCAGACACUUGAAGAGCAAUCUGCUGCAGAUGGAAGCACCGUAACCCAACUUAAGAAGUUAAAGAAACAGAGUCAGAAAGAAUUAAAGACUGCUGUGGAAGAGGAAGGAGCAGUGUCAGAAAGCCCUCAGGUGGUCGAUGCUGAGAAACUGCUUUUUGAAAUGAACAUGACAACACCAACAAAUAAGAAAAAGAUUCCAAAUCUGGCAGCAGCCCAGUUGAAUGAGAUCAAAAGGAGCGUAGAUGCAGACCUCCCAAAUGAUGAAACUAAGUUGGUCUCAUCCUCUGGGAAAUCAACCAAGAAGAAGAGGAAGAUCCCUGUGGUGUUUGAGUUUGAAGCUGAGGAGCUGGAGGCCGCUGCACUCAUCAAUGGAGUUGCAGGAGAAGAGACUGUUGCCAAGAAGACAACACCGGGCAAUGAUGUUGAUGAGGCAUCCAUGCCUGUGAGCAGCAAAAAGUCACAAAAGAAGGCAAGGGCAGGCCAAGGAUCAGCGUUGGACUUCAUCACCUUUCAGAGCAAAGCUGCAGUUCCAAUGCCACUAUUCUGCAAGACCAAGGGAAAGUCCAGCCCCCUGCCAUCCAGCAAGAAGAAGAUUCGAACUCCCAAUUCGGAAUCCAAGAAGGUGACCUUUGGUCUCAAGAAUAAUAAAACAGCUGAGUUUAGGAAGACUGAUCGCAGCCUGCUGGUGAGUCCAGAUGGCUCAUCACGAGUGCCAUUUGACCCACAGCAAAAACCCAAGUUUGGGGUCUUAAAGUCUCCACCCACACCACUCUCCUCCAGCCUCAAAAAGACCCGGAAGAGCAACAAAACCAGCUCCAAUUCUCCAAAGAGCACACCCAAACGUCGACCCUCGGCGGCUGACUUUUUUUAACUUCCUGCACAGACUGACCAUGAAUACAAUUGUUCUCUGUGAGCCCUUGAAUAACAGCCCAUUUAGAAAAAUAUAGAAGUAUUUUUGUGUAUCUGAUAUCAGUGUUGGAUUUCACUUCUUUGAGUGACUGUUUUGAUAAAGCGACUUUUUUUUUUUUUUUGGUUUUCAGUUAUACAAUUUAUUUGGAAUGUUCCUUUUUAUAUAUGAUAAAAGUGUUCUACAUCAAACGAACUACACACCACAAGUCUUUGAAAGAGAGUUUGUUAUAUUUGCAGCAAAAAAAAUGUAUAAUUUUUUUAAAAAGGAGAGAUUGGUGUUCAAGCGUGUUCUUGGGUGACAUGCAGAAUAAAUACAUCCAAUGGUCUUCACCAAAAUAUUUGAGCAAGUAAAUAUGUGAUUCUCUUUAAAACCACACCUACAGAUCAAGGUGGUGUACUCAAAUAAAUGAUGCAUAAAAUGGA
Stegastes partitus (bicolor damselfish) is the source of this 3452-nucleotide messenger RNA. RefSeq names its product ribosomal RNA processing 1 (gene rrp1). Gene Ontology annotation, biological process: rRNA processing. Gene Ontology annotation, cellular component: nucleus; preribosome, small subunit precursor. NCBI's taxonomy places the organism in Eukaryota, Metazoa, Chordata, Actinopteri, Pomacentridae. The coding region runs from base 67 to 2991 and encodes 974 amino acids. The record is from RefSeq and is a predicted model, not a curated record. The transcript has 16 exons.